Messenger RNA from Alexandromys fortis (reed vole), 693 nucleotides. RefSeq names its product 60S ribosomal protein L3-like. Lineage: Eukaryota; Metazoa; Chordata; Mammalia; Rodentia; Cricetidae. The transcript has 2 exons. The record is from RefSeq and is a predicted model, not a curated record. The coding region runs from base 17 to 649 and encodes 210 amino acids. Gene Ontology annotation, molecular function: structural constituent of ribosome; RNA binding. Gene Ontology annotation, biological process: translation. Gene Ontology annotation, cellular component: ribosome; cytosolic large ribosomal subunit.
CGGCGUGUGAUGAGAGAUGUCUCACAGGAAGUUCUCUGCUCCCAGGCAUGGGUCCUUGGGCUUCUUGCCGCGGAAGCGCAGCAGCAGGCAUCGUGGGAAAGUGAAGAGCUUCCCCAAGGAUGACCCUUCCAAGCCUGUUCACCUCACAGCCUUUCUAGGCUACAAGGCUGGCAUGACCCACAUUGUCGGGGAGGUUGACAGACCAGGAUCCAAGGUAAACAAGAAAGAAGUCGUGGAGGCUGUAACCAUUGUGGAAACACCACCUAUGGUAGUUGUGGGCAUUGUGGGAUAUGUCGAAACCCCACGAGGUCUCCGCACCUUCAAGACAGUAUUUGCUGAGCACAUCAGUGAUGAGUGUAAAAGGCGGUUCUACAAGAACUACCCACCUCCAUCAUUUGUCCAUUAUGGUGAGGUAACCAAUGACUUCAUCGUGCUCAAAGGCUGUGUGGUGGGAACCAAGAAGCGAGUGCUCACACUCCGUAAGUCCUUGCUGGUGCAGACCAAAAUGCGGGCUCUGGAGAAGAUUGACCUGAAAUUCAUUGACACCACCUCCAAGUUUGGCCACGGUCGUUUCCAGACCAUGGAGGAGAAGAAAGCAUUCAUGGGACCACUCAAGAAAGACCACAUUGCCAAGGAAGAAGGUGCUUAAUGCCAGAAUUUGCUUGACUGGUGUGGUUGGUCUCAAUAAAAACU